GGCAUACUGAGUUUAUCGAUAACACCAGCUGAUUUUCUGUAUUUUUAAGCAUUUUGCGGUGACAAAAACAGCAGUAGAGUGUAAAGUGAUGCCAAGUCUGUCUCCGGUCUCUAAACAGCAGCAUGAGCUCGGAAUAUAUUAUCUCUGAGCCCACGUCGAUGGAUAAAGAGAUCCUGCAGCAUGCUGUGCAGGAGCUGUUUAAUCCAGAUCACGUCCUGCGUUUUCCAGAUGCGAGCCAAAUCCACUUUAAUGAAGUCCAGAAAUUAAGUCUGGAGUACAAAAGUGAGGGGAAAAUCAUGAAGACAUCCUGAAGAUUGACCACUUAUGGGACUUCUCAUCUUUGUCCAAACUUGAGUUAAAUAACAACACUAUAGAGAAGAUCCAGGGACUGGACCAUCUGAUUAAUCUGACGUGGCUUAAUCUGUCAUUCAACAAGAUUGAGAAAAUAGAGGGUCUGGAGUGUGUGCAGAAGCUUGAAGUGCUGAAUCUAUCCAACAACAAAAUCUCUGUCAUUGAAAAUAUGGACACACUUGAGAACCUAACUCAUUUCUUCAUUUCAAACAACCUAAUUGGACAGUUGGAUAAUGUGCUCUACCUCAGGAAGUUCAAGAACCUGGCAGCAGUCAACCUGUUUGGAAAUCCUUUCCUAAACGAGGGUGAUUACAGAUUUUUCAUCGCUGCCUACUUUCCAAAGUUGAUGUUCCUAGACUCCAGAAUACUUGACCAGAAGACAAGAAAGGAAGCAUCUAUCAAAUAUCACUAUGUCCUUGAGAAAAUGAGACUUGAAGAGCUGGAGCUACACCAGGCUGAUGAGGCUCGACAAAGACACGAAGCUGAGCUAAAAUUACAUCGAGUACUAUCUUUUUUUUGUGAGUCAUCUGUUGAUUUGUAUACAUACAGUCUGACACUUAUGUUUUCUUUUUUGUUGUUUCUUGUGCAGGAUGCCUUUGUGGAGUUCCUUAAUGGCUCUUCUCUGUUUAAGAACAUGUUUAAAGAUGAUCCAAAAGCACAAACACUGCACUGUGCGCCAGGAGUGGAUUCUCUGAUUCAAACAUUUGAGCACCAAAUGGGGGAGCUGUGUACACAGUUAUUUGAAAUGGGCUUGGCUGAGCACAAACGAAGGGAGACGGAGGUGAAGUCUUUCUUCAGUUGCCAAGAAAAGGCUGUGACAGACUGCCAGGAGAAGGCAUCGCAGAUGUUAGCAAAGUUUAAUCAUGAACACAAAGAGAGGACAGAAGAGUUUCAGCAGUUAUCAGACCCAGAGGUACGCAAAGUGAAGAUUGACCACUGCAAUGAUGAAAUUAACCGGCUCUGUAAAAACCUCAUGACACUGGAGUUUCAGCUGGUCAGCGAGAUGGAGGAGAAGAUCAAAACUUUUGACAGCAGCGUCUCAGACAUGGUUAGACACUUCAGUGAAACCGCACAGGGGAUGUUCUCCCACUGUCGACAUCUUGAAGAUGACUAUUAUCAGAAGAUGCAAAAAGUUGCUGCUGAAAUCUUGCAGACAGUGGCCAUUGACACCCGGAAGGAGGAUUUGCCAGAUAAUGUUAUAAUGCUGUUUGAAAACAGAGAUGCAGUGAUGGAUGCACUGGCCACGGCCCACGAUAACCACCUCCUGAAGAUCAAUGACCGAGAGACUCAGCUGACUACAGGCAUCAGAGCCUGGAAGGAGGCCCUCAUUAAAGGGAUACAAGAUGAGGAACUUAAGCGGAACCGCACGAACAUCUCAGACAUCCACAGAUACAUGGAUAAUUUGAGGGAGCAGCUGGAGGAGUUGAUAUAGUGGAAACCACUCGGCAGCCUCAAGAACACUUCAAAAACCACUGUCAGUGAAUACAGUUGUUUGUUGUAUUCACAAAUGAGGGUUCAAACACUACCACUAAAAGAGAAAAAAAGACACAGAGCAUGAACCUAUACUCGGGGCAUGAGCUACUGUGCUGUGAAAAAGUAUUUAACCCCUUUCUGAUUUCUCUGUUUUGUGUGUGUCUGUAUUUAUCACACUUACAGUCGCUCUGUGAUGUACUUGCACACUCGUUCUGCAAAUGAAAGGUUGCUGGUUCAGUUCCAGGCAGAGACACAAAUCCCCUUUGGGGGAAGGAAGGGCAUCUAUACAAGCACCUCUGCUCACAACCAACAAAACUACAGUUCACUACAAACAAAUUCAGAUGAAGACAACAUCAAUUGCCCUGAAUUUCUCUAUAAAAGAUUCAUUUAUUGGUGAAAAGGCCAAAAUGACCAAGGAAA
This is a messenger RNA of Oreochromis niloticus (Nile tilapia), 2244 nucleotides long. It is a transcript of the gene drc3, whose product is annotated as dynein regulatory complex subunit 3. Lineage: Eukaryota; Metazoa; Chordata; Actinopteri; Cichliformes; Cichlidae. Gene Ontology annotation, molecular function: protein binding; U2 snRNA binding. The transcript has 12 exons. Bases 521 to 1783 code for a protein of 420 amino acids. The record is from RefSeq and is a predicted model, not a curated record. Gene Ontology annotation, cellular component: cilium. Gene Ontology annotation, biological process: mRNA splicing, via spliceosome.